Molecule: messenger RNA, 1965 nt
Organism: Psilocybe cubensis
Lineage: Eukaryota; Fungi; Basidiomycota; Agaricomycetes; Agaricales; Agrocybaceae
Exons: 11
Coding region: 1-1965 (654 amino acids)
Source: RefSeq, a predicted model, not a curated record
AUGUCCCAGUCUGCCACAAAUCCCUCUGAACAAGUCGUUACACAAAAUCAGCGCCUUUUUAAUAAAUAUGCCAACGUUUUUAAAACAGCUGACCCAGUACAUUUCGUCUCGCAUACCAGAAAGCUAGCUACCUGGCUGAGCGAUUACAAGGCAUACUAUGACGAUGCCAGACCCGAAAUAGUCCGACUCCUGAUGAUCGCCCAGAAUGCUGUGAAAGCCCAUCUUGGAAUUCAAGAUAUACAAACACCUUUUCGUGCUGCUGACUAUCCUAAUGAUAUCAUGGUAUUAGCCUAUGUACAGCUAGUUGCUGCUGUUGAGCCGUUUACCAGUUAUUUUUCCCGCGAACCUGGAAUUCUCGCACAUGUACAAGAGAUCACUGCAACUAUACACGCGCCACGCACGUUAACCCUUCAAAAUCAGACUGUUUCCUACUGUACCUCUGCACAACCAAGCAUGCCCGAAGUAGAUCCUACACGUUCAAAUGAUUCAGAUCCCGAUGUAAUGAUCAUCGAAAAGCCGCCUGGUUUUAAAGAUGCCAAAUCAGUUCAAAUUACGCCUUCCUCUUCUAAUACAAUCUCCAGGAAGCCAUCAGCUACCCUAACUAAGCCCAAAAUAAAAAAACGGAAGACAAUCGACUUUAACGUCCUUGUCGACUAUGACUUGAAAGGAUUAGAAGAGAAAAAAGGUGGAAAAGCAUCCGGUGACAGCGAUGCUUCUAAAGCCGCUUCUGAAGUACAGCCCUCUGUCACACCCCAUGCGGACCAUCAGGCCGAUGCAGAACUAAGUGUUGUUCAUCAAGAGUCGCAAAAUGCUUAUAUCCCAGCAGGGGAGCCGCCCAAAGAAAAGGAAGAACCAUUUAAUGUCGCUAGUAUCCCAUUGAUUGAUCUUCAAAAAGUAUCUGAGCCAAAUGUACAAGAUGCAAACAUCUCUAUGUCGCUACCGCUGGAUAGUCCGCAACAAUUCACGGUAGCAGUUAUCUCUACAUCUGCCGUCGAAACAACUUCUAAAGGUGUUACGGCGCCGGAGCGUUCUGUGAACGAGGCCUCAGUCCCGUUGAUUAACUCGGAAGGGCAACAGAGCGAUGAUAUUCAAGCCAACCAGGCGGAACAGACCCAACCUAUUUUUAUUACCCGAGUCCCAUCAACUGAAUCUGGCGAAAUCACUGAAAAUGACAUUGAGAAUAUCGAUGAAAGCGCACCAACUGUGGAUGAACCUCCUGCUGAUGCAAACCAACCGUCGGAUGAGGCUUCUACUACUGGGCCGCCUUCCCAAUGUGCGAAAGAUCCGGCCCCUCACCAGACAUGCAAAGAUCCAACCUCCACCCGUUCCUCCAAGGAACCAUUUCCUUCACAAUUGUCUGAUGAUUCUGAUUCUAUAGAUUCCCCCGAUGCUGGGAAAUUUGGAUCUAAGAGGAUACAAAUCAUUACACAACAGGUUGGCGGAAAUGUGGUUUCCGGAAUUCGCUCAAGGUUCACUCUUACUGAGGACUAUUACGAAAGGAUCUUGAAAUGGGCACAUUAUCAGGCUGCUGCGGGUGCUGACACCAAACUCGCAGAUGAUGCACUUUGUAUAACUAUCGGAUCCUAUAUGAUUGAUGAUUUAAAAGAAUUCGCUCAAGCAGGCAAUUGCGACAGUUUUGAGGCCCAGAUAUCUUUUUGUCCAUGCAAAUGGCCUCAAGAGGGUCUGUCCUUGGAAUACAAUGAUGACCAGUAUAUUCCUUUGUCUCCCCCUUUACGGGUAACCCCUGAGAAUCUAUUCGACAUAUGCCCAUUCGUUCAGAAAGGCGCAAACGAGAUUAUUCUGCGCCAAAGAACUGAUCUGACGCAAUACAUGUUUACCCUACAGGCCCACUAUCCCACAAAAGCGCAGAUUUUCCAAGUCAAACAAAAUCAUAAAAAGCAAAAGGAAUGGUCUGAGUGGGUAGAGACGGUGACCAGACCUUUAACAUUCCACUUUGCAUCGUGA